Aspergillus ruber CBS 135680 is the source of this 939-nucleotide messenger RNA. RefSeq names its product 5'/3'-nucleotidase SurE. The record is from RefSeq and is a predicted model, not a curated record. The transcript has 3 exons. Lineage: Eukaryota; Fungi; Ascomycota; Eurotiomycetes; Eurotiales; Aspergillaceae. Gene Ontology annotation, cellular component: P-body. Gene Ontology annotation, molecular function: hydrolase activity. The coding region runs from base 1 to 939 and encodes 312 amino acids.
AUGCAUAUCCUGGUCGUUAACGACGAUGGGCCCCCAUCAGCCCGCCUCUCCCCCUACAUCCACCCCUUCGUCUCCGCUCUCCAAGCCUCCGGCCACUCCGUCUCCGUCGCAAUCCCAGCAGCCUCGCGCUCGUGGAUCGGCAAAGCGCACUUGAUCGAGGCCUCUCUCGAAGCAACCUACGUUCCUCCCUCCGCCUUCCGCAACGAUGGUACAUGGGAUGACACCCCCGAGUCGUCCAACGAAACCGAGUGGGUGGUGAUCAAAAACGGCACACCCGCUAGUUGCGUCCAAUUAGGCCUCUUCAACCUCUUUCCCGACGAGCGCGGGCCCAUCGAUCUAGUUAUCUCGGGCCCGAACCACGGUCGUAAUGCGUCAACGAUUUAUAAUCUUUCUUCCGGGACAGUCGGUGGUGCGCUUGAGGCUGCGAACUGCGGGAAGCGCGGGAUUGCGAUCUCCUUCGGGAGUAAGGAUCCGCAGCCUUCUGAGACGAUUGAGGCUGCUGCGCGGUUGGGUGUUCGUGUUGUUGACCAUCUUGUGCGGAAUUGGGAUGAGAGGGUUGAGUUGUAUAACUUGAAUAUCCCGAUGCGCGAGGAUGUGGAGGAGAGGCCGGUGCGGUAUACGCGCGCUUUGCCGUAUUAUUGGGAGAAGGGGUGUUUGUAUAAGGAGAUACCGGGCGAUGAGGAGGGUGUUAAUGGGACGGGGCAUGAUGUUGAGGCUGAGACUGAGACCAAGAAGGUUAUGAACGGUGGAUUGGGGUCGCUGAAGCAGCGGAGCUUCAAGUGGGCUGCCGAAUUGUCAGAUAUGAAGAAGGCUUUGCAGGCUAGUGAGGAGGGUACAGAUGCGCAUACUGUUUUGGAUGGGUGUACUAGUGUGACUCCUCUUCUGGCGAACUUCUGGCAUGUCCCCGGUCUCGAGGGACAGUUGAAUAUUGACGAUUGA